AUGGAGACUGCGGAAAUUGCUUUCUACCUGGUUAGCAUUAUCAUUUCAUCUUCUGGAAUAUCCUGUAACAUACUCAUGGCAGCUGCCAGCUACAGGAUCUGGGUAACUGAUGGAUUUAGCAAUCCUCGAGAUCUAAUUAUAUUUUACAUUGGACUGUGCAGCGCGUUAUUCCAGAGUUUUUACAUUUCUCUUUAUGUAUCAUACUUGGUGUGGGCAGACAUGUUGUCAACAUAUAAUGUGUGUACAAUCAUUAUUAAUGUGGUGUUUGCAAUCUUCAUCUGCACCGUUUCCCUGACGUCAUGGCUGUGCUCCUUCUACUGCAUCAAGCUUGUCUCCUUCCAGCACCGGAUAAUCCUAUUCCUGAAGACGGGACUCCCCACAAUGAUUCCCUGGAUAAUAGGAGGAACCCUAGGGAUGUGCGGAUUAUUACUGGUCUUACUGCUUGGUGUCAUCUUUAUGUCAGUUCCUCUAGAUAAUACAUAUAACAGCACAUCUUACUGUACAAGAGUCAGUGAUGAAUAUAACAGCAAUGUUCUGGAUAUAGUAUACAGAGCGUAUUUCCUGAUAAUAUUCCCUUUCCUCCUGAUCCUUAUAUCACUGGGCUGCACACUCGCACCUCUCAUUAUACACAUCCGGAGGGUACAGAGGUCACCAAGCCUGGAUAAUUCCCACCUAAAAGCUCACAUCACUGCGGCCAAAACCAUGAUCCUGCUCCUAGUGCUGAAUGUCGCAUUUUUUACAUCGCAGGUUCUCUGGAAUGAGGUCUGGUUGUCCAUGUCUUCUCCUUUAUACUGGAUAUAUGGGAUGUUUUAUGUCUCCUUCUGGAAACUUCAAGCUCUAACACUUAUCUUCAGAAACAAGAAAUUAAGAGUUACUUGUCAGUCAUUUCUACUGAACUGUUUCAAAAAGAAAAUGUGA
Messenger RNA from Pseudophryne corroboree (corroboree frog), 918 nucleotides. Its product is annotated as taste receptor type 2 member 41-like. Gene Ontology annotation, biological process: G protein-coupled receptor signaling pathway; sensory perception of taste. Gene Ontology annotation, molecular function: G protein-coupled receptor activity; bitter taste receptor activity. NCBI's taxonomy places the organism in Eukaryota, Metazoa, Chordata, Amphibia, Anura, Myobatrachidae. The transcript has a single exon. The record is from RefSeq and is a predicted model, not a curated record. The coding region runs from base 1 to 918 and encodes 305 amino acids. Gene Ontology annotation, cellular component: membrane.